AUGAAAAAAUUAACCUGCUUUAAAGCCUAUGAUAUUCGUGGAAAAUUAGGCGAAGAACUGAAUGAAGAUAUUGCCUGGCGCAUUGGUCGCGCUUAUGGCGAAUUUCUCAAACCGAAAACCAUUGUGUUAGGCGGUGAUGUCCGCCUCACCAGCGAAACCUUAAAACUGGCGCUGGCGAAAGGUUUACAGGAUGCGGGCGUCGAUGUGCUGGAUAUUGGCAUGUCCGGCACCGAAGAGAUCUAUUUCGCCACGUUCCAUCUCGGCGUGGAUGGCGGCAUUGAAGUUACCGCCAGCCAUAAUCCGAUGGAUUAUAACGGCAUGAAGCUGGUGCGCGAAGGGGCUCGCCCGAUCAGCGGUGAUACCGGACUGCGCGAUGUCCAGCGUCUGGCAGAAGCCAACGACUUCCCUCCCGUUGAUGAAACCAAACGCGGUCGUUAUCAGCAAAUCAAUCUGCGUGACGCUUACGUUGAUCACCUGUUCGGUUAUAUCAACGUCAAAAACCUCACGCCGCUCAAGCUGGUGAUUAACUCCGGGAAUGGCGCGGCGGGGCCGGUGGUGGACGCCAUUGAAGCCCGCUUUAAAGCCCUCGGCGCACCGGUGGAAUUAAUCAAAGUACACAACACGCCGGACGGCAAUUUCCCCAACGGUAUUCCUAACCCGUUGCUGCCGGAAUGCCGCGACGACACCCGUAAUGCGGUCAUCAAACACGGCGCGGAUAUGGGCAUUGCCUUUGAUGGCGAUUUUGACCGCUGUUUCCUGUUUGACGAAAAAGGGCAGUUUAUCGAGGGCUACUACAUUGUCGGCCUGCUGUACACAUCUGACGCUGCCGACGAUCUUAC
Molecule: messenger RNA, 839 nt
Organism: Auanema sp. JU1783
Lineage: Eukaryota; Metazoa; Nematoda; Chromadorea; Rhabditida; Rhabditidae
Source: the annotation of a GenBank genome assembly